Molecule: messenger RNA, 285 nt
Organism: Fusarium coffeatum
Lineage: Eukaryota; Fungi; Ascomycota; Sordariomycetes; Hypocreales; Nectriaceae
Exons: 2
Coding region: 1-285 (94 amino acids)
Source: RefSeq, a predicted model, not a curated record
AUGUCUGCUCGCAUUGUUCGAUCUUUGGCCUCAAAGCCCUCCGUGCCCGCCAUCCAGCGCGGCUUUCGCACAACAACAUCUCUGUUGCGACACGGCGAUCAUGAACCUAUUGGACCCAAAGCCACCGAGAAACCCGAGGCCAAGGCCCCCAACUCUCCAUUAGUUAUGCUUGGAGGAGUCGGUCUUGCAAUUGGCGCAGGCUUCUUCUUCCUCAUGGGCAAGCCUGAGAAAGCAAAGGACGCUCCUGUCGAGGGCGCUACCAAGAAGCCCAUAAGUCCCAAAUAA